Molecule: messenger RNA, 2666 nt
Organism: Cyprinodon variegatus (sheepshead minnow)
Lineage: Eukaryota; Metazoa; Chordata; Actinopteri; Cyprinodontiformes; Cyprinodontidae
Gene: rasgrp3
Product: RAS guanyl releasing protein 3 (calcium and DAG-regulated)
Exons: 15
Coding region: 513-2366 (617 amino acids)
Biological process (GO): Ras protein signal transduction; positive regulation of GTPase activity
Cellular component (GO): plasma membrane
Molecular function (GO): guanyl-nucleotide exchange factor activity; calcium ion binding
Source: RefSeq, a predicted model, not a curated record
AUCUGCUGCUGGAAGAUGCAAAACAAAAAACAAAGUUGAACGUGCACAAGGGCAUAUUGUCAUGUGUGUCCUCCUUUACCUUGUGUGAGGUCUAUAUUUAGCCAGUUUAACUCAGGCAGGAAAACUAAGUUCGGAAAGAAUUGGAGGAAGUCUAGUGGUCCCUUAGACAAACAAAGCUUACACAUACCGUAGGGCUCUGCACUGGCUGAACACACAAUCCCAGUGUGAGCUGAACAAGACAAAGGACUUCAGAUAAGAGAAUCUGAGAGAAGAGUUUGGAGAGGAGUUUUUCUGGCUGUAGCAGACUUCUGGAUCCAUCCGAUUCUUGGGUUUUACAUCUAAAAUUUGAGGAGAUUAUAAAACUGAUCAAAGGACGUCUGGAUUUACGGCUUAAGUGGAUAGUUUCUGGUAUUUAUUAAGGUUUGGGAUCUACUGUCCAUGUGCUGUUUGCUGUCACCACAGUCCUGAAAGCCAGAGAGAACUGACCUCUGCGUUGCCACUGUUGUGGAAGUAUGGGAUCAUCCACUCUGGGCAAGGCAGCUUCACUUGAUGCACUGCUAAUUGAAUGCAUUCAUACAUUUGAUGAUGACGGUCAGCUCCAUGGUAACCUGCUUCCACGUACACUGCUCCUAAUGCAUCGCUGGUAUGUUACAUCGGCUGAGCUUGCAGGAAAACUACUGAUGAUGUACCGUGACUGUAAAGAUGACGACUGCAAGACGACCAGGCUAAAGAUUUGCUAUUUGAUGAGGUACUGGAUUGUGACCUUCCCUGCAGAAUUCAACCUGGAUUUGGGACUGAUCCAGAUAAUGGAGGAGUUCAGGGAGGCUGCCACUCAACUUGGUUGUGAGGCGCAUUUUAAACUCAUCGACAUUUCAGCCAUUCCAUCCUAUGAUUGGAUGAGGAAGCUGACCCAAAGGAAGAAGCAAGCUAAGAAAGGGAAAGCCUCACUGCUGUUUGACCAUCUGGAGCCUGUGGAGCUGGCAGAACACCUCACAUUCCUGGAGUUCAAGUUUAUCCGGAGGAUAUCAAAACUCUUGCACCUGCAGAAUUUCAACACUCUGAUGGCGGUGGUGGGAGGUCUGAGCCACAGCUCCAUUUCUCGUCUAAAGGAAACCCAUGCAUACCUGGCUCCAGAAGUUCUGAAGAUGUGGAACGAGAUGACGGAGCUGGUGUCUUCCAAUAACAACUACUCCAACUACAGAAAGGCCUUCAGUGAAUGCAGAGGUUUUAAAAUCCCCAUACUGGGCGUACACCUGAAGGAUCUGAUCGCAGUGCACGUCGUCUUUCCUGACUGGGUCGGUGACGGCAGUCUGGUGAACCUGGUGAAGAUGCAUCAGCUUUACAUGACAUUCAAUGAGCUGGUGUCACUGCAGGGUCUGGUAUCCCAUGUGGAGCCCAACAUGGACCUCAUAUAUUUGCUGACACUUUCUCUUGACCUUUAUUACACAGAAGAUGAGAUUUAUGAACUAUCCUUGUUGAGAGAACCACGCAGCCUCAAAUCUCAGCCUACAUCUCCAACUACUCCCAACAAGCCUUUGGCUCCACUAGACUGGGCCUCGGGGGUCACCACCAAACCGGAUCCCUCUGUUGUCAAUAAACACAUUCGCAAAUUGGUGGAAUCUGUCUUCAGGAAUUAUGACCAUGACCAUGAUGGGUAUAUUUCACAAGAAGACUUUGAGAGUAUUGCAGCUAACUUUCCAUUCCUGGAGUCUUUCUGCGUUUUGGAUAAGGAUCAAUUGCUGCGCUUGAGUCGGUUUCUGGGCGUAUUCUCUAACCUUCUCCUUUAUUUUUGCUUCCGCAUGCAGCUAUGGGGAAUCAUCAAACAAGGCUACAAGUGCAAAGACUGUGGCGUUAACUGUCAUAAGCAAUGUCGGGAACUGUUGGUUCUGGCCUGCAGGAAGCAGACCCGCACAUGCUCACUAAGCAGUGAUGCUCCAGCCAGGCUGACCCACAGCUCUUUGCCCAACAGCCCAACACUGCCCACAUAUGAGGACGAUGUGUUUGAGUUCCCCGCUGUCCCCUUUGCAGGUCAGCCUGCCGAGCCUCAGUCCAUCACCCUAAUGACAGGCUCAGCACAAAGAAUAUCUGUGUGCCUGCAGAGGGCCACCACCAACCAAGCCACACAGACUGAGCCGCUAUGGCCUGAGCUUAGCUGGGGGUGUGCAGACAGUGGCUCACACACCUUCCCUAAGAUGAAAUACAGAACUCAUAGAAAAGCAUCUAAAAAUGUAGGAUUUGCCAGCUGGGAAAACCACAAUGACAGACAGCAGCCUGGAGCUUCCCCACAGAGCAAUGGAGACUAUCAUCAGAGGCCAGACAUCUGUGGAAGACGGAAUGGAGAAACCAAUACUGUGAAGGACAGCUGACUUGGCCACAGAGGUAAAGGUCAGAACCAGAGGAACACAGGGACCAGGCGGCUCGUCUCACUGGGGAGAACUUUAGGCUGCUUCAAAUCCCCAUUCAGUGACUGGAAGUUUUCUCACCUUUUCUAGAGCCACCACAGGCAGACAGCUGCUUUCAGGGACAAGUUUGGUGCGAAUCGUUUCACUUCAGGACACUGAAAAAUCAUUAGACUGAGGAUGGCUCCUGACAAGACACUGCGUGAUGAAUUACAAAUGAAACAAGUGCAAAAAAUGGAAAGUACACAAUACGCUUUGGGCACAGUA